CGGAGUUUAAACCCAAGCCUUGGCCCCGAGCGCUGGGCUCCGGGAGCUGAGUGGUGGUCCCACCACCCUGAAAAAGCGUGAUGGAGUACCCAGUGAUGGAAACUGGUUCACUUUUUACCUCAGGAAUUAAAAGACAUGUGAAAGAGAAAAGAAUUUCAAAGGCUGCUAAGUUGAAUGUUUCUCUUGCUUCAAAAAUCAAAACAAAAAUAAUAAACAAUUCUUCUAUUUUCAAAAUUUCUUUAAAGCACAACAACAGGGCAUUAGCUCAGGCUCUUAGCAGAGAGAAAGAGAAUUCUCGAAGAAUUACAACUGAAAAGAUGCUACUGCAAAAAGAAGUGGAGAAACUGAAUUUUGAGAACACAUUUCUUCGUCUGAAGCUAAAUAAUUUGAAUAAGAAGCUUAUAGAAAUAGAAGCACUCAUGAACAAUAACUUGAUAACUGCAAUUGAAAUGAGCACUCUUUCUGAGUUCCAUCAGAGUCCCUUUCUUCUGCCAAGUAGCAAGAAGAAACGGGUUAGUAAACAGUGCAAAUUGAUGCGUCUUCCAUUUGCAAGGGUUCCAUUAACUUCAAAUGAUGAUGAUGAUGAAGAUAAAGAGAAAAUGCAGUGUGACAAUAUCAUGUCAAAGACUUCACCUGAUAGCCCCUCUUUGGUAUCAACUCAGCAUAACUUGGAAUUGUUAUUUCUUAAAGAAAAUGAUCAGAAUGUUUGUGGUGUAAAUGAUUCAAAACACAUUUCUUCUAUUGUUGAUAUACUUCCCAAAGAAAGCCAUUCCCACUCAGACCAAAGUUCCAGGAGUUCUCUAAUGAGUGAGAUGAAAAAUGCCCAGUCGAUGAGCCACAGAAAGAAGUCAUCUCCUAGUAACGUGACUAAAAGGAAAAAACGUGUAUCAUCUUGGGAAUCAAAUAAUCCUGCAGACACUCCCUGUGUAACAGAUAUGGAUCAAGAACAGAUUUCAAGUCCAAUAUUAAAUUGGAAUAAUGAAAUAAAAGAUUGUACUAACGAAGCAAAUAUUAAAAUGCAAAGAAACAUAAUGUGCCUUCCUGCCUCGUCUGAGUCUGCAAGUGAACCUACUGCAGAGGGCAUGAAUCCAGUUCAGGGUAAUGGUGACUUUCAAUUGCAAAAAACUGUGUAUGAUGAUGACAUGGAUUUAACUGCUAGUGAAGUAAGCAAAAUUGUUACAGUUUCAACAGGCACUAAAAAUAAAAGAGAUAAUAAAAAACCAAAUGAUUGUGGAAUGACAACUUUCAGAAAAGUGAAAGAUCCAAGCUCUGAAAAAAAGAGAGAAAGAUCAAAGAGACAAUUUAAAAAUAGUUCAGAUGUGAAUAUUGAGGAAAAGAUCAAAAAUGGACUGGAAAGAAGAUCUGUUGUCCUGGAUGGCAAAGGGGAUUCAGAAGAACCAAAUUUUAUUUUCAGUACUGAACAGCUGACUCAGUUGAACAUGCUGAAGAAAAUAACCCUUCAUAAUGGCUUUGAUCAGGAUGACAGACAAAGUACACAGUAUAACAAAAAGAAGAAAAGAAUUCAUGUAACAGAUGAUCAAGAGGAAACAUACUCUUUCUCCCAAAGUUCAGAUAAAUUCCAGCAGGACAGUAAAUUUGAUAUGGGUCCUAGUUCUCUAGCUUAUAAGAAAAGUAAAACUUCUAGACAGACAUUUGUGAUUCAUACGUUAGAAAAAGAUAACUUAUUCCCAAACCAAAAGGUUAAAGAAACCACCUCUGAAAACCUAGGAGUCACAAGUGAAUUUCAAACAGCUUAUCUUUCCAACAAAGAUAAUGGAAAGUUAUGUGAUUAUGAGACCCAAAAUAUGUUAGAUUUGAAAAAGCAUGUCACUGAUAUGCAACCCACUCAGCAAAAUGAAUCAAAAAUAAAUAAGAAGCUUAGGCAGAAAAUAAAUCGGAAGACAGAAAUAAUUUCUGAAAUGAACCAAAUACUUGGGGAUAAUGCCAAAGAUGUGCAAGGCCCAGGAAAAGGUAACUUUUCCUUCCAAACCCGAGAGGAUAAAGAAAUCUCUGGAAACCUAGAAGUUUCAAAUGACUUUCAAAAAUCUGGUCUUUCCACUAGCAAUAAUGGAAACCUGUGUGAUUGUGAGACCCAGAAUGUAUUGGGUCUGCAAAAGCAGAUCACCGACGUGUACCCUGUUCAGCAAAAUGAAUCAAAAAUUAAUAAGAAUCUUAGGCAGAAAGUAAAUCGGAAGACAGAAAUAAUUUCCGAAGUGAAUCUUUUAGCUAAUAACAAAAGUGGGUAUUGCCCAGAAAAGGGUAACUCUUUCUUUCUAACCCAGGAUAAAGAAAUUAUCUCUGAAAACCUAGAAGGCACAAGUGAGUUUCAAACACCUGCUCUUGCUUCCAAAGAUAGUAGAAACCUACAUGAUUAUGACACUCAAAAUGUUUUGGGGGUGAAAAAGCAUGUUUAUGAUAUACAACCUGCUUGUCAAAAUGCAUCAAAAAUAGAUAAGCUUAGGCAAAAGGUAUGUCGGAAGACAGAAAUCAUUUCUGAAAUCAACCAAAUAUAUAAGAAUGAUGACAAAGGAAUGCAUGACCCAGAAAAAGGUGCCUUCUUUUCCCUAACCCCAAAGGAUAAAGAAACCAUUUCUGAAAACCCAGAAGUCACAAAUGAAUUUCAAACGAUUUAUCUUCCCACCAAAAAUAAUGGAAAUUUAUAUACCCAGAAUGUGUUGGAUUUGAAAAAGCAUGUCACUGAUAAGCAACCUGCUCAGCAGAAUGAAUCAAAAAUAAAUAAGAAGCUUAGGCAGAAAGUAAAUCGGAAGACGGAAAUAAUUUCUGAAAUGUACCAGAUAUAUGAGGAUAAUGAUAAAGAUGUGCAUGGCCAAGAAAGCUAUACAAAAGAUCUUAAUUUUAAAAUAAAUAAAUCUAAACAAAGACUUGAAGGCCAAGGUAUUAUCAGUGGAUACUGUAUGGAAAUCAACAGUAAUGAAAAAGAAAAUUGUCAAAUUUCAAAUCCUUAUAAACCAGUUAAAAAGCAUGGGAAAGAAUCAUCAGGCAAGGCAAAGAACAUUUUGGCAAAAGGUAACAACAAACCUGUUUUGCACUUAACAGGUUCUUCACAGACGUCUGUCUCCUUAGAACCAGGUUUAAAACACACUACUGAUGAGACAGAUUCUGACCCUGGAAACCAAAUGGAACUACAUAAGAAUCCAAAGCAAAGCACUACAACUCUGAAUAAAAAGAGAGAUAUCCCCUUCGAGGAAGUGACAAAGGAAGGAGAGUGCCAGGUCAAAAAAAUAAAUAAAAUGACAUCCAAAUCAAAGAAAAGGAAGACCUUCGUAGAUCCUUCUCCAGAUAGUCAUGAACUAAUGGAGAUAAUAUCUGACACCGUUCAGGGAAUAUCAGUUGAAUCUGAAUAUGCUGUUAAGGAAAAAAAUUUGGAAAAUGAGGAAAUUGUCAAAAUUAAGCCAGACUUUUACACAAAAAUGUUGAAAUCUUUAUCUCAGAUAUAUUCACCUAACAGUGUUCCUGAGGGUUCAAAACCUUUGAGUAUUUCUUCUAGUAAAAAUCUGAAAGAAAAUUUUGCUCUGGAGAGCUCACCCAUCUUUCAAAUAAGUGAUGAUGUACAUGAGAAGAUGAAAAAGAUGAAAUUUAAAGUCAACCAAAGAACACAAAGAUCAGAAAUAGGUGUUAGAAUGCUACAGGACUUGACAAAUACCAGUUUUGUUUCAAAUAACACUGCUAAAUCUGAAAACAAGUUAGAAGAUCUAUCUUCGGAGCUGUCAAGCCGAAGAAGAAGGUGUACUCCUCUCUCUUUAAAAGAGCCAAGUCUCAAAGGGAAGAUGAGAAGAUGAGUGAAUUUAUACAUUCUGGCUUUUCUGAAUUCUCAAACCA
Molecule: messenger RNA, 3840 nt
Organism: Eubalaena glacialis (North Atlantic right whale)
Lineage: Eukaryota; Metazoa; Chordata; Mammalia; Artiodactyla; Balaenidae
Gene: SGO2
Product: shugoshin 2
Exons: 10
Coding region: 81-3800 (1239 amino acids)
Cellular component (GO): chromosome, centromeric region
Source: RefSeq, a predicted model, not a curated record